CCUUUGAUGUGCAGCGCAAUUUAGGGUUAGACUUUGAAGAAGAGGUUUAUGGUUCAUCAAAGCAGAGAUAGCAAUGAAGGUGCUGAGGCUUUGGAGUUUGAUCUUUAUCCGAUAGAAUGCUGAAACACUAACAGCUUUUGAUGGCUUAGCUAGAAGAGUCGGCUGAAACAAUUGAAUAUGAGUAUAGUUGAAUCCUUAUUUGACAUUCCUGUGCAAAAUCCUGCGGACGAGGAAUUUUCGUCUGCUGAUUUGACUUGGACUAAAUUUGGCACACCUGAUCGCCAUGAUGAUGUAGCAAUAAUUCCUUAUGAACGGGUUGAUACUUUUAUAAUUGGUGAAUGCUCUAAUGUUGAAUGCCCCACACGUUUCCAUAUUGAGAGGCAAAGAAAACGAUCCAAGGGAAGUAUCAAAGCGUACAAGAACGAUGAGUUUUUGGAGUAUAAGCUGUAUUGGUGUUCCUUUGGUCCUGAAAAUUAUGGGGAAGGUGGAGACACAUUACCUAGUCGGAGAUAUCGACUUAACACUCGAAAUCGCGCUCCUAGGCCUCAGUCCAUGCGCGGAUGUACAUGCCAUUUUGUGGUGAAACGCCUUUAUGUCCGUCCUUCCCUGGUACUUAUCAUAUACAAUGAGAGGCGUCAUGUAAGCAAGUCUGGUUUUGUCUGUCAUGGUCCACUUGAUAGAGAUGCCAUUGGGCCUGGAGCCAAGAAAGUUCCAUACAUCUGUAAUGAAAUUCAGCAGCAAACAAUGUCUAUGAUAUAUCUUGGAAUUCCUGAAGAGAGUGUACUGGAGAAACACAUAGAGGGGAUUCAACGAUACUGCAGUUCAAAUGCAAAGGUCAAUAGCCUAGCUUCACAAUAUGUUCAAAAACUUGGUAUGAUCAUCAAAAGAUCCACACAUGAGCUGGACCUAGAUGAUCAAGCUAGCAUCAGGAUGUGGGCGGAGCGCAAUAAGAAAUCUAUUUUUUUCUAUCAGGAUACUUCGGAAGAUGGUCCUUUUAUAUUGGGGAUUCAAACAGAAUGGCAGUUGCAACAAAUGAUCCGUUUCGGCCAUCACAGUCUUGUUGCGGCUGAUUCAACAUUUGGCAUUAAGAGACUCAAGUAUCCGUUGUGUACACUUGUUGUCUUUGAUUCAAGACAACACGCACUCCCUGUUGCAUGGGUCAUCACACGUAGCUCUGCAAAGCCAGAUGUAGCUAAGUGGAUGAAGGCUCUACUUGAUCGAGCGUCAAGUGUAGAGCCUGGAUAUAAGAUCAGUGGGUUUUUAAUUGAUGAUGCUGCUGCAGAGAUUGAUCCGAUAAGGGAUGUAUUUGGUUGCCCAGUACUGUUCUCUCUCUGGCGUGUUUGUAGAUCAUGGCUGAGGAAUAUAGUAAAAAAAUGUAAUAACAUUGAAGUUCGGCGGGAGAUUUUCAAGCGUUUAGGAAAAAUUGUAUAUGGCAUUUGGGAUGGAGAUGAUACUCUUGCUGCUUUGGAAGAAUUAACUAAUGACUUUGUUGAUCAGACCACCUUCAUAGAAUAUUUCAAAGCCUCUUGGGUGCCUAAGAUUGAAAUGUGGCUUUCGGCAAUGAAAAGUCUUCCUCUUGCCAGCCAAGAGGCAUCUGUUGCCAUAGAAGCCUAUCAUGUAAAGCUGAAAACCAAAUUAUUUGAUGAUUCACAUCUUGGCGCACUCCAGAGAGUUGAUUGGUUAGUGCACAAGCUAACCACUGAGCUACAUUCAAGCUAUUGGCUAGAUCGGUAUGCAGAUGAAAGUGAUUGUUUUCAAAAUGUUAAGGAGGAAUAUGUGGCUUCUUCAUCAUGGCACAGGGCCUUGGAGAUUCCUGAUUCGUCAGUUACUUUGGAUGAUAAGAAUCAACUGUUUGCCAAGGUCUCAAGUCGAAAAGAUGGCAAUUUGAUGCAUACAGUGUGGAAUCCUGGAUCGGAGUUUUCGUUUUGUGAUUGUUCAUGGUCACUGCAGGGGAACCUUUGCAAGCAUGUGAUAAAGGUCAAUAUAUUGUGUGAAAACCGUAAAGGGUACCAGCCGUCUAUGUCUUUCCGGUCCUUAAAGGAGGUAUUGACAAGUAUGUGGAGAAAACCAAUGGAUGAUUCCAUUGCCCUAGAUUUAUCAAUGGCUUGGGUGCAUCAGAUGCUUCCCCAAAUAAAACAGCUUGUUGAACUAAACAAUACAAAUAAUGUGACCAGUGUGGUAGAAAACAUGCCCUUGAAAUGGGUUUGUAAGAGAGGCAGAACAUCAGUUGGCAUACCAUCCUCCAUUCCUCUUCUUACAUCUUCCCGUAAAAUCAGUAGAAAGCGUAAGAGGUCGUCAAGAUAGCAUUCUUUUUGUCAUGUAUAUAUUUAUUGUUUCGGAGUUCGACAGAAAAUAUAUGGUGAAAAUUUUCCAA
Messenger RNA from Mercurialis annua (annual mercury), 2374 nucleotides. RefSeq lists its product as uncharacterized. Bases 178 to 2304 code for a protein of 708 amino acids. The record is from RefSeq and is a predicted model, not a curated record. The transcript has 6 exons. Lineage: Eukaryota; Viridiplantae; Streptophyta; Magnoliopsida; Malpighiales; Euphorbiaceae. Gene Ontology annotation, molecular function: zinc ion binding.